AUGGAGAGAGUGUGGGACUCUGAGAGAGACUUCCGGCUGGGCACCCCCAGGAGGCUUUCUUCACCAAAGGUUUGCACCGAGCCCACCCAGGACAGUGGGCUGAGCCUGUGGCAGAGGCUGGCAGGAGGUCUCGUUGAGGCAGCGAGGGCUCCCUGCGCGCGGGCGCUGAGGGCAGCUGCAGGAGUCACGCGUGUGACAUCCAACCAGGAGCCGUGCCCUGAGCAGGCCAGGAAGGAGGAGACAGGGCCGCUGAAUGCACACCGCCGCGGUGUGGGGAGCGGCCUCAGACACCUAAGGGUAGGACCGGCCCUCUCCCCCGCGACCCCCAGCGCCUGGGUCCUCUCCCGGCCUCUUCGAGGCGUGGCCUACCCCAGGCAUGGCCCCACCCCGCCCCAGGCCGCCCCUCCGAUCCCUCGGGUUUACCUCAUCUCCUGCGCGCCUUCCCCUCACCUAGUCCCCCAAAUCCCGGCCCCCACCUGGCUCCCCCUCCCACCUGGCCCCCAGGGCCCGGCGCCCGGCUCACCCGCCUCCCGCGCACCCCCUCCCGGGCGCCCUCUCCCGCGCGCCUCCCCGACCCCCCUCGGGCCCCAGCUGACCCCACCUUCCGCCCCAACCCCGCCCGGAACAGGGCCGCGCUUACCGGGUCCCCUCCCAGGCAGCGGCAGGAAAGAGGCGGGCGGAGGAUGCAGGGGCGGGCCUGCGGCUCAGGCAGGAAGCGGGAAGGUCGGGCUUCCCUGGCUCCGCCCCGGCGGGCGGCCGGACUUCGGACGACCUGGCGUUUGGGGACGGCAGCAGACGCCCAAGCCCUGGCAACGCAGAGCCCCGCCGGGGACCGCGGGGACGGAAGUGGGGGACCGAGGCUCGCGAGCCCGAGCCCUCUUCGCAGCUGGGGCCCCACUGGCCGCCCCCGCGGGAGCGCUAAGGGAGAGGAGCCCGUGCGGCUGCAGGUUUUUAUUAUGGAGCUGUCAAGGUAGAAAGAGUCUGACUGUUUUCAUCGACAAUAAUUUGGCACCCAACGUGGGGCCUCAGAGAAGACUCAGGACCCCAAAGGAGUUGCCUGAACUCGGAGCUAAGAUACCAGUGGGCCCCAUCGAAGCCUCCCAGACUUCUAGCUUCUCCCCAGAUGGAACUGGUGUCUGGCUCUCCCAGGCCAAGCAACACCAUCAUACCCAGGUGAUUGUGCGACUUCCAGGCCCACCCAGGAACACCCACGGGUGGAGCAGAGAAACGCGGAGAUGUGGACGGACUCUCUUCAGAAGCUUUAUUCUCCCCGGGAGGGGCAUGCCUCACCCAGCCAAGGGCUGCUUCUGACUGGACAGAGGGCGUC
Messenger RNA from Nomascus leucogenys (northern white-cheeked gibbon), 1327 nucleotides. RefSeq names its product nascent polypeptide-associated complex subunit alpha, muscle-specific form-like. Lineage: Eukaryota; Metazoa; Chordata; Mammalia; Primates; Hylobatidae. The coding region runs from base 1 to 1311 and encodes 436 amino acids. The transcript has 3 exons. The record is from RefSeq and is a predicted model, not a curated record.